Symbiodinium sp. CCMP2456 is the source of this 514-nucleotide messenger RNA. NCBI's taxonomy places the organism in Eukaryota, Dinophyceae, Suessiales, Symbiodiniaceae. The record is from the annotation of a GenBank genome assembly.
GCCAUCUGGACAUCGUGCCUCCAGUCCGUUACGAGUUGGAGAGAUGCGGAUGAGCUUCGAGUGCGUAUUCAUGAGCAAUGGGCGAACAUCUACAAAAAUUGGUGUUCGGUAUUGACACUGUCUCUGGAAGGCUACGGAAUCUUGUUCGCCAUCCUCGCAAUUGCAGCACCGGGCGCCAAGCCCGCGUAUAAAGAUCUGCAUAUCUGGAGCAUUGUUGCCGGCCUCUUCAUCUUGGUGUUGCCAUCGCACUUGAGCGGUCCAUGGGGGCCCCGCGUUGUAACUCUCCUGGCGAAUUUUUGCGGUGUAAUCGCGCGCAUGGACCUGCCCAAGACGCUGACUCCAAUGGUGGUGCUUGGCAAUGUCAUGAUGUGCUUCCUUUCCGCAGAUCCGAUUUUCGCGAUUUGGACGCGGGCCCUUUGCAUGCCGCUCUACGUGUUGGUCGACUGGUCCCGGGAACCCGCUGAAGCUGAUGCCCAGCAACUGCUUUUGAUCGUGACCAACGAAGUUUUCACAU